Messenger RNA from Aureobasidium pullulans EXF-150, 2357 nucleotides. RefSeq lists its product as uncharacterized. The transcript is spliced from 4 exons. Gene Ontology annotation, biological process: carbohydrate metabolic process. Gene Ontology annotation, molecular function: catalytic activity; carbohydrate binding. The record is from RefSeq and is a predicted model, not a curated record. NCBI's taxonomy places the organism in Eukaryota, Fungi, Ascomycota, Dothideomycetes, Dothideales, Saccotheciaceae. Bases 382 to 2037 code for a protein of 551 amino acids.
CAUAUUUUGUCUGUUCCAUCCACUCUGACCGUGAGAAGCAUUCAAAGCGUGAGGAUGAGCAAUUGUGGCAGCCAAAUUCUCGCCACGACGCGCUACGAGUCGAGCACGCCAUACUCUCACGGGAUUUUCUCAUGCUGAGCAACGCGAGAUCUCCAGCCAACCAAAAAGGUUUCUAACCAUGCUUCCGAGAUAAGUGCAGUCUCCUAGAUUGAUUUACAUUUUUCCAGGGAGAUCAGUGGACUUUGACAACACAGCAUUAUGACUAUAGCUUGCGCGAUUUUGACGAAUGACGGCCACCGCUCAAUCAGUGAGAUGCUAUAAAGCAAUGUCGCGUUCUUGCCUCUAUUUUUUCGCUGUUUUGCAAUCUUGACCAGGCGCACCAUGGGACUCUCAGUAAUCGCUCUUUCGCUCGCAGCGUUGCCUUUUGUAGCAGCUGGAGGUCCGUUUUUGCAACAGACAAGCAACAACACUUGGAUUAUCGGCAAUGACCUCUGGAAUAUCACUCAAGGAUCCAUCUAUGGUAUCAAGCUAUACUAUCAAGGCAAAGAUGCUAUUGGCAAAGCUGCUGGACAUUAUGUUGGGGCCGAUGGAGAAAAUAACCUUGUCUGGGAGUCAGCAAGUAUUGUCAAUGAAGGCAACGACUUUAUUGACGUGAGCUUUGUCUCUGAAAAAGGCGAUCUCCACUGGGUGAUCUACGAUGAUCUUGCUGGCUCGUAUCAGUAUUUCGUCAACCGUGCUCUGGGCGACAUCAGCAUCCUGCGUUCACUUUUCCGCCUUGACCCUGAUAGGUUCCCUAACGGACGCACUUACCUCAAGGAUGAGCCUCUGCCUUCUUUCCAAUCCAUUCUUGAUGGAACUAAGGUUCAAGAUGAGACGUUCGAGACGUCGGAUGGAACAUACAUCACGAAGUAUGAUUGGUCUAACUACGUGAGGGACCGCGACUUCAACGGCGUUUAUGGUCCAUCUACUGGAUCUUGGUAUAUCCACCCCAGCACAGACUAUUUCAGCGGCAAUCACCUUAAGCAGACCCUGACUGUUCAUCGCGAAAGUAGCACUGGAGAUGCCGUACAACUCAAUGUAGUACAAGACACUUCACACUUCCAGACCCAGGUCACGACCACUCAACCCAGUGGUAAGAUUUGGGGACCAUGGCUAUGGUAUCUGAAUGAUGGCUCUAUCACCGAUGCGAAACAGAAGUUCCAAGAGGAGCUAGCAAAGUGGCCCUAUUCAUGGGUCAAUGAUACAGCUUACCAUUCUCGCGGCGCCGUCUCAGGAACUCUCAAGCUCUCCGAUGGACGUGUUGCUGCUGGUGCCGCUGUUUUCCUUGGCGACUCUGACAUACAAGCUCCAUUGGCUCAAGGUGUGAACUACUACUACACUUCGUACGCAGAUGCAUCUGGAAGGUUCAGCUUCUCGAAUGUUCGUACAGGUCAGUAUGGCUUAUAUGCUUGGUCCAAUGGUGGCAAAAUUGGCGACGUCUACACCAAUUAUACAAAAUCUGGCAUCAACGUAAAGGGUAACACAAAGUUGUCAACACUGACCUGGUCUGUCCCAAGCAAUGAGCGUGUUUUCCAAAUCGGAGACUUUGACAAGAAGACCACUGGCUUCAUUGAAAGUGGACCGUAUCACCACGGUCUUGCUGCUCAGUCACCCGCCAACUUUACUUACACUGUCGGCAAAUCAAACACUUCUGACUGGUACUAUGCAUCGUCCAACCUCGGCACCUGGAACGUAGAAUUUGACGUCGCGACGCUCGAAAAGUCGUCCGCACGCCUAAUUGUUUCUCUGGCUGGUUACUCUCAGAGCACUGCUUUGACAAUCUCAUCGAACGGAGCUGUCUUGGGAAGCUUAAGCAAGGACAAUGUCACGACUGAUGCCGCAACUUACAGAUCAGGUACUGUAAGCGGAGAAUGGCAUCAAUUCGUGUACCCAGUCAGCAACUUGAAGCAAGGGAAGAACGUCAUCAGCUUCACCGUCAAUAGAUAUGUUCUAUGGAGAGGCUUCUUGUGGGAUGCCAUCGCUCUUGAGUGGGCUUGAUGGGAAUUCUGAAGGACAAGCUUUGGGUGUUUAUCCGAGCGUCCGAUAAAUAUCAUGCUCCGUCUAUGUGUGAAAGCCAUCGGUUGACAAGCCAUUCAGUCUCAAGAGUACUUCGUAAUUUGACAACCAGCUUUACACUAUACGAUGGAUCAUGUAGUUUUAUGUCUUCAUACUGUAACUUGCGUAUGCUUGUGUAGCAAUGUUAUCAGUGGGUCAUACCGACGCUUUGGGCAGCUCACAUAAAUUGCGGCACAGCAUGCAUGUACGCGCCGCACAAAACAUUCUUUCUAAAAAUCGCAGAAGACAACUUGUGUUUUGCC